AUGUUAUUAAAUUAUAAAAUAUCCAUUCCUUCUUUUAGUAUAAGCGAAGAAGAUGGCAGGACAACUCAUUAUUAAAUAAAAAUUUAAAAUGAAACUAAAGAAUGGAUUGUUUAAAAGAGGUAUUGAAUAAAUUGUAAUAGAUAUUCGGAGUUUAAAAAGUUAAAGGACAGUUUAACAUAAUAUUUUGGAGAUAUUUUACCAGAAUUACCAAAAAAGAAGUACAUAACAUUUUUAAUUGGCAAAUCUGAUUAAGAAUUAGAUUAAAGGAGAUAGGAGUUAGAAAAGUUUUUACAUGUUCUUUCUAGAGAUGAAAAAAUAAUAAAUAGUGGUUAAUUUUAGAGUUUUAUAAAUUUAACUUAAAGCAAAGUAUCAGUUACCAUAUUGCAAAAUUUUAAAUUUGGAAUAAGAGAUUUUUAUUAUAGUGAAGAUUUACUGAUAAUAUUAAACGCAGAAACAAAUGCUUUAAGCAGAAUAGAUGCAUAUAUUUAGAAUAUAAUUGAUGAUUAAGCAAUAGUUCCAGUAGGUUCAAUUGAAUGUUGGGAACACUCUCAGAAGAGUUGGACAAAAAAAUAUAAUUCUUAAGCUAUUUGUUUAUAUUUUCAUAAUUAAUCACUUUUGAUUGGUUUGGAUAAUGGAAUGAUAAAUUAUAUAACAAUAUUACCAGGAAAAAUUAAUACAAGUUAUGAAAUAGAGUAGCAUGAAGGUAGAGUAAUGGGAGUACAUUUGUUUAAUUAAUUUAUUUAUUCAGUUAGUAAGGAUUAAAACUAUAGGGUAGUGAAUUUUUAAACAGGAAAAUUGGAAGUUGAUUAUCAUCAUAAUUUUGAAUUAACCUGUUUAAAAUUUAAUGAAAUAAGAAAUUGUGCAUUUAUAGGAGAUAGAAAUGGAUAAAUUAUGAUAUUUUAAAAUUCUAUAAAAUUAGUUACAUUAGACUUUAAUGAUUAAUUUGUAAGAGACUUAACAAUAGAUCCAAUAAAGAAUUAUUUAAUAGGAAUAUGUUUUUAUACUGGUUCAACAAUAGUUUAUGAUAUUGGAGGAAUAGGUUAGGUAAUAUUAAAAUAUAAUUUAGGAAAAAAAUACAAGAAAAAUUACUCAAUUUAAAAAUAAAGAUAAAAGUCGUUGUGUUUGUUGGUCUAGUAGUAGAGGUGAAGUUUAUAUAGGUAAUAGUGAUGGAACAAUUACAAUUUGGAGUGCAAAAGAUUGCUCACCUAUAAAGGAAUAUAAAGUCCAUCAAAAUGAAAUAACAAAAAUGAUUUGGAAUGAAGAAGCCUCAAUUCUGAUGACUUCUAGCAAAGAUAAAACAAUUAAGAUUAUUUGUCUUCCUAAAAAAUGGGAGGGUGAUAUUAUUAUAGAAAAGAAAAAAAAAAGUUUAGAUGAUAUAGAAUAGUGGAAUUAAAUUAAUUGA
Messenger RNA from Paramecium sonneborni, 1402 nucleotides. Lineage: Eukaryota; Ciliophora; Oligohymenophorea; Peniculida; Parameciidae. The record is from the annotation of a GenBank genome assembly.